Molecule: messenger RNA, 2160 nt
Organism: Metarhizium album ARSEF 1941
Lineage: Eukaryota; Fungi; Ascomycota; Sordariomycetes; Hypocreales; Clavicipitaceae
Exons: 3
Coding region: 1-2160 (719 amino acids)
Source: RefSeq, a predicted model, not a curated record
AUGAAGCCUAUCAGUAUAGGCUAUAUGACAAGCCUUGUUCAGAAUAUCAUUACACUCAUAGGCAACUGUGAGAACAAGUUUGUGCUUGCUGGUAGCGAGGGCCACCGCCUUGUGGCUUACCAGACUGUUCGGAGCACCCCGAAAAUGCAACACCAGAUUUUCAAGGGAGGACGGCACAACGAACCCAGUCAACUAGCCACAAUGCAGUUGCAGAACCACAUUGCCAGAAGAAGGUCAAGAUUGCUAAUCUCAGAUGGGGAGAUUGAAGCAGGCAGCUCACAGCUCCUCGAGAUGACCCUCUCACGUAUCCGGCUUCCAGUACAAGUCUUUCAUAUCUCUAUGAAAGAAGCUGCAGAUUUACUAAUAGCAUGUCUUGCCUAUUGUUGUGAAGUCCCAAUACUGCUCUCCGGAGCGCCUACACCAAAUGGCGUGCUCCUGGGAGAGAUUGAUGCUGGGAUCGACAAAUUCUCGGCUUGCCUCUCCGCCUUUGAUGCAGGAUCUGCCGGGGCGCUCGAAAAGGCAAUAAUGGACGAAUCUGGCCUGGCAGUAGAUUUCAUGCCACACAUGGAGACCUUCCUUGUUUCCUCAUUCAUUCUUGCACUGCGCGACUCGGCAACUCAGAUUCUGCAUAUGCUUCGGCAUGUAAGGAGUCUUGCAGAAAGAAGACAGAGACGACAUGAUAAAUUCCGGAUCUGGAUUCCUCAAUACAAGAAUCUAAGGAACUGGCUAACAUCCGGUGGUGAAGCUGAUGCCAGGGUUCUUCCCAAAGGAGCCAACAAGGCAGCUCGUCAGGGGCUUUCAAGUUCAUCUCCCGAGGAAAAGGCCGAGCCAUUAAGCGACAAGUUCCAGGAUCCAGCUGUGGCCAAGGAUGAGGAAUCGCGUCCCGAGAUCAUUAGUUGUUACAAGUCUAAAGAGACACAAAAAUUACCAAGCAAACCAAACAGCCGGGAAAGAAAACAGUCCCCGCGUCGCCUCAUUGCGCAGUUCCGAGGUACAGUGGCGGACGUCUUGGAGUGGACCCAACAGUCUGACGAUGUCGAGCAUGCAUCAAAUGCUAGCUACAGCGAAGUGAAAGGGGUGUGGGCUCCCAUGCAACUUAUUCUUGUAUUCAAGGUUGCCAUUGGCACAUCCUUAUUUGUUUUUACCGUUAGACUCUUUGGUGUCAUCUUUGGUUGCGUUGUUGGAGAUCUUUCGGUGGAAAUUGGACGAGGUAAUCGCGUUGCUGCUGUGGUAAUUCUUCUUUUUGGUGUAGUACCGUCUGUGUAUGUCCAGGUUGCAACCAAAUAUGUCAAGGCAGGGAUGAUGUCGAUUGCGUCGUUGGGGGUUGUUGCUUUGGCUGCGAUCAAUGAACCCACUGCGGCCUCACAUGUCUUCUACGAACGGCUAGUUGCGUUUCUGGUCGGUGGUCUUGUGGCCAUGGUAGUUGAAACACUCGUCGUCCCCGUGCGAGCCAGAGACCGGCUGGUAGAGUCUCUAUCUACAUCGGUUCGUCAAGUCCAGAAGAUGCAAGCCGCCGUGGCGGUUGGUAUCGAUGACCCAGAGAGGCCGAACUUUCGGUCCUCGAAGCUUUUGACCCGUUUUAUCCAUUCUCGCGACAAGGCUCAAGAGGCACUAGCAGCGGCUGAGAUGUUCUUGCCGUUCUGUCUCACUGAACCACGUCUGAAAGGGAGUUUCAAGCCAUUGGCGUCAAUUUACAAGGAAAUUGUUUACGUCCUACACCAGAUCAUCGAUCGAAUGGGCAACGUGGUUCAACUACGCAGGGCAUGUGGUUCAUCCAUCUUGGAGGACUUGAACUCGCGAGUGUACACGUACCGUAGAAACGUUGCCGCCAGCAGUACUUUGAUCCUCUUUUCAGUGCAGGAAGCGCUCACUACGUGGCUACCGCUACCUCAAUUGCUCCUAUCGGCUCGUCUAGCACAGUUAAGACUCAUCAACCGCAUUCGGGAGCUGUUGAUAGGGCAGGAUCCAAAGGGGCCGAAACCAAACAUGCUGAAGUACCAGCGAGGGAGGCCUAAUCUGGAUAAGGAGACGGCAAGUCUGAUAACCCAACACAAGUUUUUAUCUUGGAAUGCCAGCACAUCUGGGCAAAUAGAGAUAAUUGAGUAUCUUGAAGAGCUGGCAGAGCUGGUAAAAUUGCUGGUUGGCGUCAAUGCCUUUUGA